This is a messenger RNA of Andrographis paniculata, 3038 nucleotides long. RefSeq names its product AUGMIN subunit 5. The coding region runs from base 370 to 2685 and encodes 771 amino acids. Gene Ontology annotation, cellular component: spindle microtubule; HAUS complex. NCBI's taxonomy places the organism in Eukaryota, Viridiplantae, Streptophyta, Magnoliopsida, Lamiales, Acanthaceae. Gene Ontology annotation, biological process: spindle assembly. The transcript is spliced from 11 exons. The record is from RefSeq and is a predicted model, not a curated record.
GUGGGUCUGGAGACACACUCAUGGAGCGGGACCUCCAUUUUCAAACUUCCAUAGCUUCUUCGCUCUGUCUGAUAUCUCGUCUUUAUCUUUACCUUACUACACUGAUUUCUGCUUUCUCCGUUUCUUUCUCACCAUUUGGCUAAGUAUUUGUAUACCUCUACGCGUACACACUACCGUAUGCCUACCUAAAUUUCUUGCGGGCGUCGCUGCAGAUUCAUCGUUGAAUUCGUCUCCGCCGGCACAGUUAGAUCCGUCGAUUGUUUAAGUGUGGGCUGUGUCGUUUCCCCAAUUAGGGUUUCGUGUUUCAAUUGGAUGGAGAUCUAGUGAUGUGCCGGUGCUCCGAAAAUCUAGGGUAAUUAUUUUUGCUCAAUGUCGAGUGCAUCUGGGUCAGCGCCGCAGCCGGAGGUAAUUCUGGAAUGGCUUCAGAAGGAAAUGGGUUACAGGCCACUCGGUCCGUAUGCGUCUUCCACGAAGUCGUCAAUCCCCACUGCCGAUUCACUCCGCAAGAUUUGCCGCGGGAACAUGAUCCCCGUCUGGAGCUUCCUGGUGAAGCGGGUGAAGUCGGAGAAGACGGUGGAAAAUAUCCGGAGGAAUAUUCUUGUCCAUGGCGCCGACGACGGCGGGAAAGGGAGGAAGAAGGAGGUAUCAGGAGGGGGGAAGGAGGGCGGUGCUAGCAGUGGUAGGGAGAUGGCAUUGCAGGAGAGGGAAUUGGCGGAGAAGGAAGUGGAGAGGUUGAGGCAGAUCGUCCGGCGGCAGCGGAAGGAGUUGAAGGCAAGGAUGAUCGAGGUCUCAAGAGAGGAAGCUGAACGGAAGCGUAUGCUUGAUGAACGAUCAAAUUACAGGCACAAGCACGUAAUGUUGGAGGCGUACGAUCAGCAAUGUGAUGAAGCUGCAAAGAUAUUUGCCGAGUACCAUAAACGGUUACGAUACUAUGUAAACCAAGCUAAAGAUGCCCAAAGAUCUAGUGUUAAUUCAGCACCUGAAAUCGUGACCAGUUUUCACUCAAAUAGCAAAAAAGGCAGUAAAUCAACCGAUGAUGUCAUUCUUAUUGAAACUACAAGGGAAAGAAAUGUUCGGAAAGUUUGUGAAUCUCUUGCAGUGCAGAUGUCUGAAAAGAUUCGAAAUACUUUUCCCGCCUAUGAAGGAAAUGGGAUACAUUCUAAUCCCCAAAUUGAAUCUUCAAAACUAGGCAUUGAACCAGAUGGCGACUUACCUGCUGAGAUUAAAGAUGUGAUAACAGAUUGUUUGAAGACUCCUCCACAUUUGCUUCAAGCAAUUAUUUCGUACACCCAAAGGUUGACAACUUUGAUCACUAGAGAAAUAGAAAAGAUUGAUGUUAGAGCUGAUGCAGAAGCACUUAGGUACAAAUAUGAAAACAACACAGUAAUUGAGGCUUCUUCUCCAGAUGUAAGCUCACCAUUGCAAUACCAUCUCUAUGGUUAUGGAAAGCAAGGAACUGAUGCAGCUGCAAGAGGUACCGAGUAUCAACUUCUAGAGAGACAGAAAGCACAUGUACAACAAUUUUUGGCUACUGAAGAUGCACUCAACAAGGCUGCAGAAGCUAGAAAAAUGAGCCAACUCCUUUUGAAACGUCUUCAUGGAAGUGAUGAUUCAGAUACUACACAGUCACUUGUUAAAGCUGGAACUUCCCAGAGUAUGAGCAGCCUUAGGCAACUGGAGUUAGAGGUUUGGGCCAAGGAAAGAGAGGCUGCUGGGCUAAAGGCUAGCUUGAAUACAUUGAUGUCAGAAGUACAUCGAUUGAAUAAAUUAUGUGCUGAGAGGAAAGAAGCCGAAAAUUCUUUAAGGAAGAAGUGGAAAAAGAUUGAAGAAUUUGAUGCUAGGCGGUCUGAGUUGGAAUCAAUCUACAAUGCACUACUUAAGGCAAACAAGGAUGCUGUUGCUUUCUGGAAUCAACAACCAUUAGCUGCAAGGGAGUAUGCAUCUAGCACUAUAAUCCCAGCAUGUAAUGUGGUUUUGAACUUGUCAAACAGUGCGAAAGAUCUCAUUGAUCAUGAAGUUUCAGCCUUCUAUCGAACACCUGAUAAUAGUCUUUACAUGCUUCCAUCAACACCUCAGGCUCUCCUGGAGUCAAUGGGUGCCAAUGGAUCCACAGGACCCGAAGCUGUUGCCAAUGCUGAGCGAAAUGCAGCAGUCCUAACAGCUAGAGCAGGUGCUAGAGAUCCUUCUGCCAUUCCUUCUAUAUGUCGCAUUUCAGCUGCUCUACAGUAUCCUGCUGGUUUGGAUGGUUUGGAUGCUGGUCUAGCAUCAGUCUUGGAGUCCAUGGAGUUCUGUUUAAAGCUUCGUGGUUCUGAAGCUACUGUAUUGGAAGACUUGUCGAAGGCAAUUAACUUGGUUCAUAUCAGAAGGGAUCUUGUUGAGAGUGGUCAUUCUCUGUUAAAUCAUGCUCACCAUGCAUUGCAAGACUAUGACAGAACAACAAACUACUGUCUUAAAGUGGCAGCUGAACAUGAAAGAACCAUUUCGGAGAAGUGGUUGCCCCAAUUGAGUACUGCAAUUCUAAAUGCCCAGAAAUGUCUUGAAGAAUGCAAAUACGUCAGAGGGCUGUUGGAUGAAUGGUGGGAACAACCCGCAUCAACUGUUGUCGAUUGGGUCACUGUUGAUGGACAAAAUGUUGCUGCUUGGCAAAAUCAUGUAAAACAACUUCUGGCCUUCUAUGACAAGUAGUAAUUACAAAGUGGAUGACCCUUUUAGUUGUAGAAACAGAACCACAUAUAAACUUCUAUCCGGCGGCAGAUCGUUGCAAAUGCUGUCAAAUCGGGAGCAUAGUUGAUAUUUUACAUAGCAUCAAACAGGCUAUUAUUUGUUUUAAAUGUGAUCGGGAAAAGGGAAGCUCAGAGCUACUGAGCACGGGCGAUCAUUGUUACGCUAGUGCCUAAAUUUCUUCUUGUAUUCAUCUCGGAAGGUAGAUCAUCUACACUUAACUUCCCUGCGACUUUCGAACUUCUUUAAGAGUUGAUUGUUCCCAAAUGCUGGAAUGUUGUUAAUUUGUGCAGAAAAAAAAUGUAGUGGCAUUGUAA